CCUUUUGCCUUUAACGUCGUUUCCACACACACACACACACACAUCUCUCUCUCGCUCUCCUCUCUCUCUCUCUCUCUCCGCUUCUUCCCAUCUGUAUCCGCAGCUCUGAGUACUGCUAGCGGAGGGGAGGCGUCGGCGAUUCAGUAAAGCGGGCACGAAUCCUGGCGAGGCUGCGCUCGACCGAGGCCCCUUGGAAUUGCUUCGUUUCGCUCGUGCUCUGUCUUUGCCACUACUCCAAGCCGCCGCUUCUUGCCUCUUUCGCGGAGUCACAAGCGAACAACGUGGGGCUAAGCGUCGGAACCAAGAAAGGUGGGAUCUUGACGGAGAGUAUAGAGCGAAGGGGUGGAGAGGCCGGACGGGAAGAGAUAUUGGAUGCAGAAAGGCGGGAUUUUGACGGAGGAGACGCGAAGAAUGGGAUGUGAGAAGGCUUCCGGUGGUGGUGGUGGUGGUGGUGGUGAGAGGAAGUAUGAAGUAGGGGAAGGGAGAGGACGAGGAGCGGGCGUGGAAGGGGAAGGGGUGGGCGAAGGGCUCCUCUACGUGAAGGUGAUGACGGACGAGCAGCUGGAGGUCCUCCGCCGUCAGAUCGCGGUCUAUGCCACCAUAUGUGAGCAACUUGUCGAGAUGCACAAGGCCAUCACUGCUCACCACGACUCCCUCGCAGGAAUGAGGCUGGGAGGCCUCUACGGUGAUCCCCUGAUGGCGUCUGGUGGUCACAAAAUCACUGCUAGGCAGCGGUGGACUCCAACAACCAUGCAGCUACAAAUUCUUGAGAGUAUGUUUAAUCAAGGCAAUGGGACUCCGAGCAAGCAGAAGAUAAAGGAGAUAACCAUUGAGCUAUCACAACAUGGUCAGAUCUCUGAAUCUAAUGUCUACAACUGGUUCCAGAAUAGGAGAGCACGAUCAAAGCGAAAGCAGAUGGCUUCAUUUCCUAGUAAUACAGAGUCUGAAGUAGAGGCAGAUGAGGAAUGCAUGAACGAAAAGAAACCCAAGCCCGACGGCAGCCAUCAUGAAGGCAUGCCAGCCGGUGUUAAUAAUCUUCCCAUGUACGAUGCACAACUCCAUUCGUUCGAGCGGGAGCUAAGCCAAGCACAAGGCAUACAUCGAUCAAGUGAGAGUUCAAAGUCUUCUAGCGGUUCUGGGCAGAUGUCCUUGAAUGAAUAUGUUCUAUCGACACCAAGAUUCGACAACUCGAUGGAGAAGUUUGACAUUCCGAGUUUUAACCCUUACCAUCCAGGAGAAAGCUAUGACAUCAUGGGUUGACAUUUAAAUGCAUGAGCUUGAACUAAUCAUUCACUUGAGAAUGACUAUUAAGUUGUCUUUUUGAGAACACAAGAGUGCCUUCUCCGCAUGAGAUGAUCGUAGUUGGGAUCUAAUAGACAUGUCUUGGUCAUCUUUGAUUGUGAUAUACAGUUCUCUGGUUUCUUCUUACAGCAAACAUUUGUCAUGUUUGAUCGUCUUACAGUGCAGUUUAAGUGCUUCUCGGUCCCCUUUGGAUUAUUACUACAA
Messenger RNA from Musa acuminata subsp. malaccensis (wild Malaysian banana), 1506 nucleotides. Its product is annotated as WUSCHEL-related homeobox 8. Gene Ontology annotation, molecular function: DNA-binding transcription factor activity; DNA binding. Lineage: Eukaryota; Viridiplantae; Streptophyta; Magnoliopsida; Zingiberales; Musaceae. The record is from RefSeq and is a predicted model, not a curated record.